AUGGCUGCUACAGCGAGCCAACCCAUGACCCAGACUGUUCCAUCUUACCAACGCGUCGAACCCGGCUCUGUCAAUAUUCACGUUGCUGAUGUUUCUAAAAUCAAAACAACCAAGCCAGAAAACGUCGAAGAAUCAACAGCAGAAUGGGUCAAAUCUUUUAACAAAGCAAUUCAAACUCCCGGAUUCGAGGCUCUUUCCGACCUCUUCCUACCCGAGGCAUACUGGCGUGAUCAUAUGUGCUUGGCUUGGGGCUGCAACACAUUCAAAGGCCCGGAAGCUAUGAAAAACUUCCUUAAGAAAGGCUGCAGAUUGAGGAACGUUGAGAUCGACAAGAGCAGUGAUUUCAGAAAGCCGGUCAUUAUGGGAUUCGAUGGACAAGGCAAGAUUCAAGGUAUUCAGACAUUCUUGACUACUGAUUCAGAUGUUGGACGUGGAUUAGGUGUCGCGAGAUUGGUCCUGCAAAACGGGAGGUUGAAGGCGUUUACGCUUUUCACUUCAAUGAGGGAGAUCAAGGGGCAUGAGGAGACUACGUAUGGGCGCAGACCCGAGGGUGUAGCGCAUGGUGGACAGCCGGGACGAAAGAAUUGGCGAGAACGACGUCUUGAAGAUGAGAACUUUGAAAAGGAUGACCCGACAGUCUUGAUUCUUGGUGCUGGCCAAGGUGGUCUUACUCCUGCCGCGCGCCUGAAGAUGCUGGAAGUUAGUACACUGAUCGUUGACCGCAACGAGCGAGUUGGAGAUAAUUGGCGGAACAGAUAUCACCAGCUUGUGCUACAUGACCCCGUUUGGUAUGACCACAUACCCUACAUACAUUUCCCUCCCCAUUGGCCCAUUUUCACGCCUAAAGACAAGCUUGCCGGUUUCUUCGAGACCUACGCCCAAUUGCUCGAGCUAAAUGUUUGGAUGAGCACCACCGUCAAAUCCUCGAAAUGGGAUACAACAAAGAAACGCUGGGAUGUUGUUCUCGAGAGGUGUAAGGAGCCCGGAAUCGUCGAGACUCGUGUCCUCCACCCCAAACAUAUCAUCCAAGCUACUGGUCACUCUGGCGAGAAGAACUUUCCCUCUCAUAUCCCCGGAAUUUCAAGUUUCAAAGGCGAUCGACUGUGCCACUCCUCGGAGUUUUCGGGUGCCAAGAUGGAAGGAAAAGGUAAGAAGGCAAUAGUGGUCGGGUGCUGCAACUCAGGACACGACAUCGCGCAAGACUUCUUCGAAAAAGGUUACGACGUUACCAUGAUCCAGCGAUCGUCUACAUGUGUCAUCUCCUCCAAGGCAAUUCUCGAGAUUGGACUUGCGGGACUUUACGAUGAGCAAGGCCCACCUGUCGAAGACGCCGACGUAGUAUGCUGGAGCAUCCCAUCUUCCGUCCUGAAAUCAAUCCACCAAGAUGUAACAGCCGCCCAGAACAAGCAUGACGAAAAACUCCUUGCCGGUCUCGAAAAAUCAGGCUUCAAAAUCGAUCAAGGCCCCGACGGUGCUGGUCUGUUUAUGAAAUACUUCCAGCGUGGCGGAGGAUACUAUAUCGAUGUCGGUGCAUCUCAACUUAUCAUUGACGGCGAUAUCAAAAUCAAGCAAGGGCAAGAAAUCGUGGAAAUCUUGCCUAAUGGGAUGAAAUUCGGCGAUGGCACCGAGCUAUCUGCCGACGAGAUUGUGUUUGCUACUGGCUAUAAGAAUAUGCGAACCCAGGCGAGAAGUAUAUUCGGCGACGAGUUGGCAGAUCAGGUUAAGGAUGUGUGGGGCUUUGAGGAAAAUGGUGAGAUGAGGACUAUCUGGCAAAAGACUGGCCAUCCUGGCUUCUGGUUCUUUGGUGGGAACUUGGCGCUUUGUAGAUAUUGGUCUCGGAUGAUUGCGUUGCAGAUCAAGGCACUUGAGGAGGGCAUUUGCGAGUAUAAUGAUCGUUAG
This is a messenger RNA of Lachnellula hyalina, 1899 nucleotides long. RefSeq names its product putative indole-3-pyruvate monooxygenase (gene YUC1). The transcript has 3 exons. Gene Ontology annotation, molecular function: flavin adenine dinucleotide binding; monooxygenase activity. The record is from RefSeq and is a predicted model, not a curated record. Bases 1 to 1899 code for a protein of 632 amino acids. NCBI's taxonomy places the organism in Eukaryota, Fungi, Ascomycota, Leotiomycetes, Helotiales, Lachnaceae.